AAUAAUUUCAUAAUAGCCUUGUGCAAUCCUUUUAUUUCUGAUGCGUUGAUAACGUGCUAUUUGACACGAACGCACGAGUUCUGACUAUUUGAUACACUUUGUUUAUGAAACGGAAAGACAGCACUUUUGUAAGAUGUUUUUACUGAUCGUAGUGUUGUGCGUGUCUGUGGUAAGCGGAUACCUACAUCUCCAAAAAGAAAUUCCCAAUGGUAACAAUGUACCACACCCAUGUAAGUCAAACACUAUCUGGGAAGGCGUUGGUCAUCUGAGCCUCCAUGGAGGAGGUAAAGUCAAUCCAUUUGGUGCGGACUUCAAGAAUGCUGGUAUGAAGUGGACCAGGGCUCUGUGUGAGAUGGAUUCUGACGGGGACGGAAAGACAAACGGCGAGGAGCUGGGAGAUCCGGCGUGUGUUUGGGUCAAAGGAAACAGUCCAGCUGCUACAAAUGGCAUCAGUCAUCCGGGUACUUGCACCCCGUUCUCAUCUCCCGCCUGCAAAGCAGCCAAUUCCUGGGUCGACUGCGAGAAGAAAAACACUCAGUGUGAUGCACGUAACGACGUGGGUAUGAAAAGCGUCACUAUCAGGAUGCCGGAGACAGUAGUUCCGACUGUAGCGACAGUUUAUUACUGUAUGUUAGUUGAGCUACCGACAGACGGAGACUACCACUUAGUGUCCUUUGAACCUGCAAUUGACAAUGUAUAUGUCAAUCAUCACAUUCUUAUAUUUGGUUGUGACGACCCAGAGGAUGCUGUAAGGGCUUUUCCAUUAAACAAACCUACUGAAUGCAAAAUGGCCCCUGAAAUGCAGUGUAUGACACUAAUGGGAGUUUGGAGAUACGGCUCAACCGGGCAGUGCCUGAAUAAGAAUUCUGGUUUUAGGAUAGGACGAAAGGGCUACAGAUAUGCCCGUAUACAGUAUCACUGGAACAACCCGGAAAUGCGAACCGACUACACUGAUAAAUCUGGACUGAAACUGUACUACACUCCGAAUCUAAGAACGUACGAUGCCACAACUUGGACGGUCGGAACAAUAUACACAGAAAUCCCCCCUGGUGAAGAGGAGUUUGAGGUGAAAGCUGUGUGUAGUAGUGACUGUUCCUCGAGAUACUUAUCAGGACCAAUCUAUAUCACCAGGGCACAGAACCACAUGCAUUCCCUUGGACGGAGACAAAAAAUCCAGCAAUACAGAAAUGGGGUGUGGAUCAGGGACAUAACCAAUGCUCCUUAUAACUAUAACGAUUAUAGUGAGUUUGAAUUUGAUCCUCCUAUCGAAAUCCUGCCUGGGGAUGAAAUCAAGACAACAUGUACCUUUCGAACGGUUGACCAGAACAGAACAAUAUUCAUUGGAGACGGAACUUCAGAUGAAAUGUGUUUCGGAUUUAUAAUCGUUUAUCCAGCACAACAUCUACACGGCGGUACGUGCCUGUCAUGGAAGGACAUUGAUAUGUGCAAACUAAAUGAGUUCACAUCUGAUUUCCCAACGGUUAAAGGUUGCAACGUAAAAGCCAUGAUGAACCCGUUCCAUCCAGACCUCGUUAGUCUCUUUUCCAACCUGAGAACAUAUUGCAAACCCUUCGGUAUCUGUACUCACGAAUGCAAGCACUAUGUUAAGAACGUGGUGGCGAAAAACCCAUGUUUUAAAGGGACUGCAAACGACUUGAUUCGUCACAUGUCUAUAUCAAAGGUUCCAGUAUUCAUGACGUAUUUGGCAGCAAUCGAUUCUUGUAGAACGGAGAUCGAAAUGGACAAUUGUCAGGAACAAUGUGAUUCUGGUUAAACCAAAUACUCCUAAUUUAAACAGUGAUGUAUUUUAUCGUGAUAUAAGUAUUAUUUGACCGAAUGUUAGCCUUUUUCAAAUUGAAUUCUUAAUAUAUUAUUAUCAUCUGCGUUAAGUGAAACAUGGAUGUGUUAAUUAAAAGUUCGAUAAGAAUGCAUACUGGACAAG
This is a messenger RNA of Pecten maximus, 1942 nucleotides long. RefSeq names its product tyramine beta-hydroxylase-like. The coding region runs from base 134 to 1774 and encodes 546 amino acids. The transcript is spliced from 9 exons. NCBI's taxonomy places the organism in Eukaryota, Metazoa, Mollusca, Bivalvia, Pectinida, Pectinidae. Gene Ontology annotation, molecular function: dopamine beta-monooxygenase activity; copper ion binding. The record is from RefSeq and is a predicted model, not a curated record.